AUGGCUAGCAAGACGCGCAAGAUUCCCUCGGAGGAUUGGGAGCGCCACAAGGAAACUAUUCUGAGCCUCUACCUUACUUCUGAUCUCUCCGGGGAUGAAUUGGUUCAGACCAUGGAAAAGGACUUCGGAUUCGUUGCGACUAUAUCACAAUUCGAAGCCCAACUACGAGUUUGGAACGCUCGUAAGAAUAUAAAGAGAGACGAAUGGGAAGUGAUCUUGCCGAAGAUUGAUAACCUAUUUUCUCGCGGUAUUCAGGUCAGGGUGAUGAUAGCAGGUCACCCUGUUCCAAUGGACAGAAUCCAUCGAGCCAAACGCUACCCCAAGGGUGAUCACCAUCCUCGAAAGCGACGCCGGAUCGAAGAGCGCUCAAACCGGGCGACAAACAGUGCCGACGGAGGGGUUGCCAUUGAAAUUCAGGACUCCGACGGCAACUGGACUCCAUAUAUAGACGCAGCUAGGGAAAAUACCCCCUUCCAGCGACAAUCACCAGGCAUCGACGAAAUACUAGAGUUCGCUGAACAAGAGGUUCAAGUCGAAAACUACUCUGCUCAAGUUGUCCCACGCCCCGAUGCCAUCGAGUCCCCGACACUCCCAGAUACACUUCCGCUCAUGACAUACAAUCAGUUCAUAAAUGUCGAAGAUCAAAUAUUUGCGCAGGCUAUAAUUUCUCAUGAACAAGUUGCACAGUCGCCGAUGCGCUUUGAACUCAACGUUAACAUUGCGGACCCAGCCUUAGAGUUUGAAAAUUUCGAGCCGCAAUUGAAUAACAUAGCCCAAUUUUCUUUUUGGUCAAUGUUUUUAGAUGAUUUGCCUUUUGAACGAUUUGAACGUAGCUUAUUGUCGAAAGGUCUUCAGCUCAUGCACUCUCCCUCUGGCUGUCGGCUAUUAUCAGGGGCAGGGAACCGGGAGAUGAUGUUCUUCUUCGAGGCCGUCACUGCCAUGGCAAAUGCCAAUGGGAAGUCUGUCAACGCAAACGCUGCCAGUGCCAGACUUACUUUACAAACUUUAGACACGCUUCUCCCGAACCACCGACUAGAUUAUAGAAAUAAUGAAGCGACCAGCCUCUCACAAGAAAGGUCCGAGGUCGAAAUGUGUCGAAUACUUCUAUUCUCGGCAGCGAAUGGGUUUAGUGGUAUAAACGGCAUACCGCUCGAAGUCGUACCUAAAUUCCUUGAGCAGAAUAGCAACGUUGACAAGCUAUUGCCACACCUAUUCCACGACAAGCCAAAUCACGUCACAAAGGCCCUUGCAGAAAAUUUAUUUCGAUGCGAUAUCAAUGGGGUCGCAUUCACUGAUAACGACAAGCGUGGGUUUCGGAGACAUAAGACGCCACUAUUAAAGGCAAUCGAGACGAAGAAUCAACUCUUAGUCCAAUUCCUUAUAGAUCACGGCGCCCAAGUCAAUGAAAAAGCCGCUCGAGGAAUUAAAAGAACCCCUAUCCAAGCCGCAGCGGAACAGGGAAGUCUUGAUAUGGUAAAACUGCUUAUUCAAAAUGGUGCAGACGUGAACAACGAACCGGCAACUUUCCACGGUAGGACGGCGCUGCAAUGCGCUGCUAUGAGCGGGAAUUGCAACAUCGCCGCCCUGUUGCUGGAUUAUUGCGCGGAAAUAUCUACCUCUCCGUCUACAGUUAGUGGGCGGUGGCCCAUCGAAGCAGCAGCCGAGUAUGGUCGACUUGACAUGAUCGAAUUCCUCUGGAAUGCGAGCGGCGGGGUUGGUUUCCCGACGGAGCAAUGCCGCGAGGCGAUACGGCUUACGAAGGAAAAUGGCCAUAGCGCAUGCGCCGACUUGAUACGGGAACUGGCCGUUUCGAAUGGAAUUAUGCUUACGCUAGAAGGAUCUGAAUAG
Molecule: messenger RNA, 1848 nt
Organism: Daldinia childiae
Lineage: Eukaryota; Fungi; Ascomycota; Sordariomycetes; Xylariales; Hypoxylaceae
Exons: 3
Coding region: 1-1848 (615 amino acids)
Molecular function (GO): protein binding
Source: RefSeq, a predicted model, not a curated record